Pogona vitticeps (central bearded dragon) is the source of this 3377-nucleotide messenger RNA. RefSeq lists its product as uncharacterized. The record is from RefSeq and is a predicted model, not a curated record. NCBI's taxonomy places the organism in Eukaryota, Metazoa, Chordata, Lepidosauria, Squamata, Agamidae. Gene Ontology annotation, biological process: regulation of transcription by RNA polymerase II. Gene Ontology annotation, molecular function: DNA-binding transcription factor activity, RNA polymerase II-specific; RNA polymerase II cis-regulatory region sequence-specific DNA binding.
CCUCUCUAGGACGUGAAACUCACUGGCUUUAACCUUUUCAAUCUCCCGAAGGAGGAAACGUCAGAGCGGGGCCCAUCUUGCGACGCCUGAGACACGCGUGCCUUAAGCAGCGUAGGGAUUUUGCUGUUUCGCAGAUUUCCUGUGCAUACCUCUGACUGGAACCACCCCAAAAGCCUAUCCCAGACCCGUGAGGUUAAGCUGUGCUCCUUGAGCAUCUGUGGCUACCUAUUAGGAAGACAGGCUACUGAUCCGGCUUACCCAGAACUCUCUAGUGUUCCCCAGAAUCCCAGUUAAAGAUUCUCCCCAAGCUCUGCAGGGUUGUUGUUUUUUUAAAAAAAAGAAGAAAGGACAAGAAUGAUAGAAGAGCAGCGUGUGGUGACAGAUCAGGUCCCCGAGGGCCAAACUCUGAUUGAGCCACAAAUGACGAGCACUGUUAAAACAGAGGAGCGGGAACCAGAUAUCCCAGUCCUUAGAGCCGAGACGGGGGCCAAAGAGUCUGAAAAGGCGCCUCAUGUCAUUCAGGCUGGGAGCAUUCAAGAAUUUCUUCAGAGAGCCUCGGGAAAGCCAUUAAAUCAGAUCCCGGGGGAAGGGUUGCUUCAGCAAUGGGAAACCCAGUGGCAGGAGUUCCUGAAGACGCUGGAGUCUCCUUGCUCAGGGUGGGGGGUCCCGUCAUCCCCACCCGAGCCCUCCCCGUGGGAGGACACCAAAGCCUUCCUGACCUCCUUCGAGCAAGUCGCCAAAGCCUGCCGGUGGCCCCGGGAGGAAUGGGUGACCCGGCUCCUGCCGGCCCUCGAUGGGGAAGGAGAAGAGGCCUUGGGUAGCCUGGCAGCUGAGGAGAGAAAGGAUUAUGGGAAAGUGAAGGCGGCCAUUUUGCGAGGCGACAGGGAUCGCAGGGAGAAGAAGCGACAGCAAUUCAGGCAUUUCAGCUACCAGCCGGCUGAGGGGGUACGAGGAACGUACAACCAGCUUCAGGAGCUAUGCAACCAGUGGCUGAAGGCAGAAAGGCUUUCCAAGGAGCAGAUCUUGGAGCAGCUGGUCCUGGAGCAGUUCCUGGCUGUCCUGCCGCCAGAAGUCCAGCAACGGCUCAUGGAACAAGGCCCAGAGACCAGCGCCCAGGCGGUGGCCUUAGCUGAGGAUGUCCUGCUCCAGAGGCCAGAGGCUGAGCAGCAGAAUGACCUCCAAGUGCCCAGGAGGGCAGGUUUGAAUUCACCGGAAACAGAGGGGACUCAGCUGGUUCCAGAGCAGGGACCAAGCAUGGUGGAUCCUUGUGAAGAGACCAGCCAGGGAACCGGCAAUGCUGACAAUGCCAGUUUCCUGUCGGCAGAUCCAAUACAGAAUGAUUCAUUGACCGAGAAUGAAAAGAGUCAUCUUCCAGGGGAGUCCCCUUUGCCAAUGGAUCCAGAGGCAUCACCGAUAACAGAGCAAGAGGUGUCCCAGCGCUGUCAACAGGGAGGAGAAUCUGGGACUUCAGAGGGGCUGGCAAAAGAGGCCAAGGUGAAUCCCAACAUGAAACUGGUUGUGAGGCUGAAUGAAAUUCGUCUGGGAAUCUCAGGGAACAAGGAAGACGCCUCAUCCUCUCAAAUCCUAAAGAGCUUAACACAGAAAAUCCCCUGUGUUAAGCUCCUGAGCAUCCAGGUUGGGGAGAGACCCUAUAUGUGCUCCAAGUACUGGGAACAAGGAGAAACACCUGGGUGUUCAAACAGGUCAGCAAAAGAUGCAAAGAAAAGUUCGAACAAGAAAGUUGCCAAGAAACUGAAUGAAAACCAAGCAGAGAACAAAGGAGAAAGUGCAUCUCCUCCGAGCACAAAGAGCUUCAAGCUGAAGCCCCCAAGUAUCUGGAACGGGCGGAGACCCUACAAAUGCUCUGAGUGUGGGAAGCACUUUUCUUGCCGCGCUUACCUUUCUAAGCACCAACGGAUUCAUUCGGGCGAGAAGCCUCAUCAGUGUUCCUACUGUGGGAGGCGCUUCCGGGAGCGCUCACACCUCAUAAAGCACGAGCGAUUGCAUACGGGAGAGAAGCCCUACAAGUGCGAGGACUGUGGCAAGACUUUCCGCCAGUCUGCAAACUUGGGGAAACAUCUAAAGAUGCAUGUCGGGGUCCCCAUCUACAAGUGUCCAGAUUGUGGGAAGAGCUUCAGACAACGGGUCAAGUUCUACCAGCACCGUAAAGUCCACACAAGUGGGGAAAGAUAUCCCUGUUCACAAUGCGAGGAGACCUUUGAUCAGCUCUCUCUCCUUCAAAAACACCAGAGAACACAUGCCCCAGAGCGGGCCCACAAGUGUCCCGUGUGCAAUAAAAGCUUCAGUUAUCAAUCGAGUUUUCUGAAGCACCAGAUGACCCACACGGGAGAAAAACCCUAUAAAUGUUCUGCCUGCGGCAAGAGAUUCAACCAGUCCUCAAAUCUUCACAAGCACUACAAAAUCCACACCGGGGAGAAACCCUAUAAAUGUUCCACCUGCGGGAAGUCGUUCAUACAGAGCUCUCAUCUGAGUCUGCAUUUGAACACCCACAAAGGAUUUAAGACGUUUAAAUGCUUAGAUUGCGGAGACAGCUUCACUGACCGAUCGCACCUUAUGAAACACAAAUUGACUCAUGCUGGAGAGAAAGAAGGAAUGUCAGCUUGAAACGUCACAUAAUUUUAUAAGGGACAGAUGCUUCUUCUUUUUUUUUAAGGCAUAGAUCUCGAUUCUGCUGUUACCUUAUGAGGAAACUGCACAAUCCGCUCUUAUAACAUGGCACUUCUCAUUCUGACCUACCUUGCAGGCAGGUUGUGCAGUUUAAAAGAACACAAUACUUCAGAGAAUGCCUCUAGGGAUCUUGGCACAAAGAUCUGGACUGUGCUGUUUUUUAGAGAUGUAGAAUCAUGUCAUAGGAAAAGGGAUAAGUUGGGGAAACAAGGACUUAGAUGUCAUAUGACAGGAUGAGGAAAGACUGCCGAAUAUAUUUUACAUGGAUUUUAACUAGAUAUAACUUAAUGAAUUAGAGAUGAGAUUGUAAUUUUUCCAUAGGAAGUACCUUGUAGCACUUUUAAGAAUAACAAGUUUAUUAUGGCUUUGGCUCAGACAAUGAGGAUUACCUGAACAUUUAGAUGGAUGUAAAUGAAGUACAGCAGUUUGCACAAGGCAGUGUGGAUGAUCACAUAAGCAACCUUGGUCAGCAGAAUCAACACCUUUAUUCAGGUAGAAACUGUUUAUCUCAAUUCCGGCUGGAAAUGGAAUGGGCUGGAAAACCCUUAAUUGAUUCAUUCAACUGCCAAUUCAACCAUAUAUUUUUUGCUAAGAUGAAAUUCAUAGGUUUUGUCCUGGAGUUGCCCCUUCAUAUCUUAAAUAUACAGUGGUGCCUCGCUUAGCGAGUGCACCGUAUAGCGAUGUUUCCG